Phytophthora sojae is the source of this 1218-nucleotide messenger RNA. RefSeq lists its product as hypothetical. Lineage: Eukaryota; Oomycota; Peronosporomycetes; Peronosporales; Peronosporaceae. Bases 1 to 1218 code for a protein of 405 amino acids. The record is from RefSeq and is a predicted model, not a curated record. The transcript has a single exon.
AUGCUGACCCCGAGCGACUGCCAGUGCGGCCAUGCGCACGGCGACGACCACGACCACGAGGAGGACGAGAACGACGACGACGCAGAGGACGCGCAGCCGCCCACGUCUCUGGCCUGUCAACUGUGGCAGCCCUGGCGGCUCAUCGUCAUGAACCCGCUGCCUGUGCUCAUCGUGUUUGUCAUCUCCAACACGGUCUUCGUGACUGUGGGAGGCCUGCUGCGAGUGCUAGCCCAGCUGCUCACAGUGCCCGGACUGCUGGUGGCUCUAGUACUCGGCCUCCUAUGGGCCGUGCACCGGGUUGCGUCGCUCAUGGCGUACCCCGGUCAGUUGAAGUUGGUGAUCCGCGAGGGGGAGGCCAACUUCGCUCGGCUGACCAAGCGCCGGCUCCAGAUCUUCGCCGAGGCCGCCGCAGAGCUGGCGGCUGUGCUGGACCCCACGGCUAGCAGCAAACCCAUGCGCCUGCGCUUCCUGCAGGUCCACCAGAACUUCACGUUCGCGCUGGAGACGCUCAUGCUGCCGGUGCUGCAGUCGCUGGAGGUCGUGGAGCGCGACGGGAACCUCGGACCUAACGGGGUGAAGCUGCUGAGGGUGCUGAGAGAGAUCGUCAAGGUGAACUCGCAGAAGCUGGCGGAGCCCUGCUCGAAGCUCUGCUCGGCGUCGGAGAAGACGUUCGAGACGCAGAGGCUCAAGAUGUUCUCAGGUGACGACAAGGAGAAGGACAAGGGCAAGGCGAAGGCAGAGCCGACGUCCAAUAAGGAACACUCGAGGAUGAAGCUGUUCGGAGGUGCCUCGAAGCCGGUUCUGAAGCGCUCGACAACGGUUGACUCGGCGUCGCUGGAGGCGGAGGCAGCGGCCAAACCGAAACCGGCGGAAGCUGCACACCCGUUGGUGACGUUUGCAGUUGCGGUGCGACGACUUCAAGCUGCGAUUCCGUUGAUCGGACGACCGCAGACCGAUGCGCCUGCGCGGAGGAAUGUGACUUGGAUUGCCAAGGAACUUUGCCGGGGAUCGAGCCCCGAGGUCGACUACGUUGCGACGCUGGAAAUGCUGCGCGCAGAUAUGACCGUGCGCUUUGUACGUUCAUUAUUUGACUAUUGCGAUUGUUAUUUGGUGUGCUUUUUUACUAAUCUGGAUGGUUUUGCUGUCGUUGGUACUUGUAGAAAGCCGAACAGAUCUGGAUUCCGGGCUAUGAGGGCCAUCAAGUUGACGCCAUGUUGA